AUGGCGGGAGGGUUCCUGCUGGAGAUCAGGCGGGGGACGCAGAGCGCCUUGCUGGUUAUCCGAUUAAUACGUCCUCUUCUCUCUAUAGAUUUGGUUUAUACUUUGAGGGAAAGUCUGAAACCCCAGAAGAGUUACGUUUUUUACUGUCAAUCCUGUGGUGACAUCAUAGUAAAAGACCGGAAAUUUCUCAGAGUUCUUCCUCUACCAAGUGAAAACUGGAGUGCUUUAGUUGAAGAGUGGUGUUGUCAUCCUAACCCUUUUGCCAGAAGCACUUUGCACCCUCAGCGUGAUGACUGUUUUCUUGGAGACACUUUUUUUCUGCUGAAUUCAGGAAAUGAAUCACACGUGCCUGAAUCUCCCACGUGCUGCUCAGAGGCUGGAGACCGUCCUUCUCAGAGUGGCUCCAACUUGAAAUCAAAGGAAAAUACCAGAGUAAUUUGUAAGCGCUGCAAGACGAUGCUGGGAGAAACAGUAUCAGCAGAUAUCAUUAAAUACUAUGUUACCGAGGUGAUUAUUCGACCAUCCGAGGAAAGUUUCAGCCCAACACCAAGGUCUCAAUUCCUACAGAGUGUGGUUGCUCAGUGUCUGGUGGAAUUGUCCUCUGCUAAAAGCACGUUUAGAUUCACCAUAAAAGGAGAUGAUGGAAAAAUCUAUAUUCUGAUCUGGCUUCUAAAUUCUGACACAUUGCUCGUGGAGUCUUUAGGAAGUUCAUCCUCCCACAGUGUUUUCACACUGUUUGGAGAUAUUUUCCUGCCUAGCUCUGGACCAGUGGGGGCCUGGGAUGCUGUCAAAGUCCUUUACCAGCCAUGCAUUAAAAGCAGGAAUAAGGACCUCGCUGAUGCUUGGGAAGGUGAUAUUGGAGUUCAUACUUUAAAGUUUCCAUCAGAAACAUGUAUGGAGUUACUUCUGAUACUGGGUUUGAGUACCAUCUCUCUGCCACCUUCACUUCGAUGCAUGAACUCUUUUCAGGUCGCCUUUUUGAAGAUGUGAAGAAUACAGAUACCUGUGUUGAAAAUUCUUCUCAAAUUGCUUUUCAGAAGAAAAGUACAGAUAACUUCCAACAGUGUGACUUCUAGAAAAAAAUCCAGUGGUGAUACAGGACAGAAUGGGGGGUGUGGUGUGUUGUUCUUCGUAUUGGGAUGUGUUUCAAAACCAAAGAGGGAGAGUCAACUUUUGCAUCUGGUACGUUCUUAGAUGUAAUUCUUCAGAGUGACUUACCUGUCACAUCGAGCUGGGACGACUGUUAUGAUCUCUUCAUUGCCAAAACCAAAUUAUUUAUGUGUCUUAGCACUGCCUUUAUCAGACAGUGUUUGAUAGUGACCUGUAUGUCCCUACCUGGUAGCAAAGGGAGGUUUUAAACCAUUUAACGUCAUGAAUACUAACGAAAGUUCUUCACUUUCUUUUUUCUGGUAAAGUUAGAGGUCCGUCUUUAAAAUAUAAAUCUGGUUUUCGUCAGACUUAGAUGUUUGUCAUGUAUAUUGUUUCCACAGUAAGGUUUACCUUCGUUCUUGAGAGAGAAGGAGGACAUUUUCUGUAUUCCUACUCCUCAUGUAGAAUUUUUUUAAAUUGAUAAAGUUCUGGAGAAACUUACUCAUGAAAUGAUCAUCAUGUGGGACGUGACCCUGCGAAGUGUUGGACACCUUCUUUGGGUUUUACACAUCCAGAGAUGAGUAGCUGAGACCUCCCAGAACCCAGUCUGGAUAUCAUCUUAUUUUUAUGUUGUUAUUUUGGUUUUCAGUAUUGAAGGAAGAACAAAAAUAUUCUGAGUUUUGUAUUCAGGGACUAAAUUAUCUAGCUCCAAGGUAUUUUGUCUACGCACCAAUGUUCAGUCAU
Calidris pugnax (ruff) is the source of this 1833-nucleotide messenger RNA. It is a transcript of the gene UBE3D, whose product is annotated as ubiquitin protein ligase E3D. Gene Ontology annotation, biological process: protein monoubiquitination; protein polyubiquitination; proteasome-mediated ubiquitin-dependent protein catabolic process. The record is from RefSeq and is a predicted model, not a curated record. Lineage: Eukaryota; Metazoa; Chordata; Aves; Charadriiformes; Scolopacidae. The coding region runs from base 1 to 990 and encodes 329 amino acids. The transcript has 9 exons. Gene Ontology annotation, molecular function: ubiquitin conjugating enzyme binding; cyclin binding; ubiquitin protein ligase activity. Gene Ontology annotation, cellular component: nucleus; cytosol; ubiquitin ligase complex.